UUGCACUCUGGCUCAAUAACUGGCAUUUUAUCCCUAAGAAGGUGGACAGGAAGGCAGCCUCAUCAGGAUUCUCCAAGUCGGUGCCCUCCAUACAAAGCUUCAAUUCCUGUCAUUUCUAGGCAGUAGAUGGGGACGGUGAAGCCAGCUUCUUCUACAGGAGGGCAGACCUGAGAAGUCUGGCACAGCUCUGAAAAUGCGCGCUCGCUGAAUACAGUCAAUUCUCAAAUUAUCCUUGCUUCCAACCGCUAGUUGCCACCGGAAGUAGUAAAUCUCGCUCGUGGGCGUCGUUUUUUUUUUCAAUGAGGAACCCCGCACUUAGCUCGGUACGGGAUUACAGCACCGGAGCAACUUUCCCGGCAUCCCCUGUGAAACGAAGGACGGGCGAGCAAGAUCCUCAUUGGAGGCGCCUUGUCUGAUGACGUCACCGAAGCGCGCCGAGAAGCGAAGUUUCGUGCGAGCGGAGGGGGCCUCGGGGAAUCGCGCGGGCGGUUCAGUCGCCGGCCAGCCGCUCUUUUUCCUCCUGCUUCCUGGUCCGCUUCUGAUGUAGGAGACAACAGUUCUGCAGUAAAAGGUGACUGGAACAGACAAAAGGCUGACUGAAGAAACCAAGAUGGAUAAAAAGGCAUUUGAGACAGUUCUUGAUGAAAUUAGAAAGGCUGUUUUGAUGGAUUACAAAUUAAAAGCAAUUGAAUAUGUACAUGGAUACUUUUCUAGUGAACAGAUUGUUGAGCUGCUGAGGUACUUCUCUUGGGCUGAACCGCAAUUAAAAGCGAUGAAGGCAUUACAGCAUAAAAUGGUAGCUGUUUAUCCAGCAGAAGUGGUUAAUAUCCUCAACUGCUUCACUUUUAGUAAAGACAAGCUUAUUGCACUUGAAUUGUUGGCUUCCAAUAUAAUUGAUGCUCAGAAUUGUCGUCUUAUUGAAGACCUCUUCAGAGUUAAUAUGUCUGAGAAGAAGAGAAGCAGAAGAAUCCUUGACCAGGCUUCCAAAGCAGGAUGCAAAGCACCUCAUGCGAUGAUAUCUUCGUGUGGCAUGAUUCCUGGGAACCCUUACCCAAAAGGGAAGCCUAGCCGUAUCAAUGGAAUUUUUCCUGGUUCCCCUGUUAAAAAGGAAAAUGAGGAUUAUUCUAGUGAAGGCAAGGGAAUAGCAGCUCGCAUUCUUGGACCCUCAAAACCAGCUCCAGCAACAUACAAUCCUCACAAGCCUGUUCCGUACCCGAUUCCCCCUUGUCGACCACAUGCAACAAUUGCACCAAGUGCUUACAACAAUGCAGGUCUUGUUCCACUGGCUAAUGUCAUAGCUCCUGGUUUGCCAACUACACCAUCAUAUAAUUCUAGCACUGUAGGAACAGGUAAAGCAGAAAAUGAAGAACUUUCCAAUCAAGCAAAAUCAUCCCAAAGUCAAGCUUUUGCCACACAAAUGAAUCAUCUCUUUGCACCUCAUGGUUCUAAUCCUGCUGCUACUCCAGCCCCAACCCCAUCAUCAGUUAAGGCAAUAAGCCACUCAUCAGCACUUCCAUCUCCAGCUGUGCCAGGGAUAAGCGUGUCCAACCCUGCCUUUCCUGCCUUCUCUGGGCAGGUUAUCUCCUCUAUCCAUCUGCCUCAACCAUCCACUCCCGUUCCUACUGUUGUCAAAUCCCAUUCACUGCCUGCAGUUCCUGCCACAUCUGCUCACGGUGCCAGCACUGCUCCGCUCCCUGCAUCUUUCUCUGGACUGGCUUCUGUGCUGCCUGCCGCUGCAGCACCCCAAGGGCUCUCCACGCUCUGUGCCACCCCUGCACCUAACGAAGCCUUUGCAUCUGCCUCUGCGCCCUUCGCCAGCCUUCCUUUUUCUGCAGCAUCUGUCACUGCCCCAGCUAAUAAUCCUAAUUCAUUGUCAUCUGCUUUUUCUGGCCUGCCUUUGUCCUUGACCCCCAAUCCUCAGGGAGUAGCUAGCUCCAUUUCAUCGACCAUUGCCAAUUCUCCUGCCACGAGUUUACCUUGCCCGGUUAAUUUACCUAACCCACUUUUAUCAGCUUUAAAGGGGUUCCUCUCAGUGAACGAUAGCUCAUUACUCAAUUCAAGUGCUCUGCCUUCGACUGUGACUGCUGAGCUCGCUUCUUUAUCUGGUCUCCUCAGUCAGAACUCCGAAGCCGCCUCUUCAUCCAGUAGCAAAUGUUACACACCAACUGUUACCUCUUCCCUUCAGCAUCUUUCCGCUCCAGGACUCUCCAUUUUCUCAGGCCUCGCCUGUCAGCCAGGAGGGAGCAGUAGUGCCACUUCUCCUGCGUUGUCAUCGCAGUCCCCUUUAACAACAAUGCCAUCAUCCAAUUUGCCGGUCAGCUGUGGCUCCUCAGUGGGUCUUCCGCAUUGUCCAAGCCCUGCCAAUCCCGAACAGCAAGUUUCCUCCACUCCAGCUGCCCCAGCUCUGAUUAAAACCGAACCCACAAGCCCGACUCUUUCAGGCCUCAAAAUCCCAACCCCCAAUCACAGCACUUCAGGCUUGGCAGCCCUCGGGCAUGCCUAUUCCUCAGCUACUUCAUUACCAUGCAGCUUAACUAGUUCCCUCAAUCCAGCACUUCCCGCUUUGACCACUCUGAACACGUCCCCAUCUAUUUCCUCCCACACUUCAUCCACUCCAGUAUAUAAUGCACUUCCUCCUUUCACUUCCUUGACCAACAGUUUUGCUUUUACUGGCAAUCCAGCACUUACUCCGACGGGGCCUCUGUUGUCCAUUCCACCAACAACUACUUCUGCCCCACAUGUCAGCUCCUCAGGCCCCAUUCUUCCGCCACUCAUUGCCACAGCAGCUGCCCCGGCUCCACCAUUCUCCCUUAACUUGUGCAGUGCUGUCUCUUCCCUGUUUUCUGUUCCUCAAGUGCCCCUGGGCUCAUGCAACUCAUCCUUCCCUCCUUUCCCAGUCUCUAACACACCCUCUGUCACUCCCGCUCUCCCUUCUUUCCCUGGGCUCCAGGCAUCCUCUACAGUAGCAGCAGUUGCACCCCUGCCAGCAGCUGCCACAGCCCCAUCUCCAGCUCCGGUGCUGCCAGGGUUUGCCUCGGCCUUUAGCUCAAACUUCAACUCUGCACUUGUGGCACAGGCCGGCCUGACGUCUGGACUCCAGGCCCCUGGAAAUACAGUUUUUCCAGGACUUCUGUCUCUACCUGCCAUCCCUGGACUUGCUCAGAAUGCAACACAGUCUUCCCUCCAAGAACUUCAGCACAGUGCAGCUGCACAGUCAGCAUUACUGCAGAUACACUCUGCUUCUGCUCUAGAAAACUUUGGCUCUCAAUCCGAAGGUUUCAGUGCAUACCCCCCAGCAGCAGGAACAUCUGGAACACCUUUUUCAGUGCAGACAAAUCUUCCGCAGACUGGAUGGCAAUAAUGAACAUCAAUUUCAGCUAUCAAGAAGAAUGCUCUAAAAGUUUAUGAUGCUUCCUUUGGAAAAUACAUUUUCAGUACAUAGAAUUCAAAAGAGAUUCCAAAUGCAGUAACUGUUGCUGAAAUGAUAUCAAAACUGGAUUUUAUUUUUUUACUUUAUAUCAAUGACCCUAGGAAGUUUCACUCCAUUUUUCACAGUACACUCUGGGAUACUUUAAUCCAGGUAGGGUUUUUAAGAUCCAGAAUAACUGAUCACUGAAAAAAAAACAUAUUUGCUGUGAUGUUGGUGUUUUACAGAUUGUUAAAAAUCAUGGCAAUGCAUGAAGUAUAGGUACUGAUUUAAAGAUGUAGAUCAAACUUCCUACCUAUCCCCCCUCCCCCCCCAACUCUUUUUAGCAAUUUAAUCUUAUGCAUCUGCCUACUUUACUUAGGCUGAGCAGAUCUGCACUCCUUUCUGCCUUGUCCUAUAGAAUCAAUUCUAUAUUUUUUUUUCAUUCUUUUAAAAAAUUGAUUAUUCAUUGCUAUUUGCUCUGAUGCAAGUAGCCCUCAACUAAGAAUCCUGAUAGGGACUGGAAAAUUCAUUAUUACAUGGUAAUAAUGCAGUCAUGUGAUGCAUCCAAUUUACAACCUUUUUCAUUAAAUCGUUAAACAAAUCUCCCAUCAGUCAUUGAAACAUCACUUCACUGUGACUUGCAGACUCCUGCAGGUGUCACCAUUUGACUUCGCAAGGAAGGUUGCAAAUGGUGAGCACGUGACUGCAGGACACUGCAGCUGUUACAAAGGCAAGCCAGCUGCGAAACACCCAGAUUGCGAUCGCAUGACUGCAGAGACUGGUUGUAAGUUAUCUUUUCACUGUCAUUGUAGUUUCAAGGAGUUGCUAAACAAACGGUUGUACGUUGAGGACUACCUGUACUUGCUAUUGAAAGUUCUACUACUUAACAAUUUAUCUCAGGCCUUUAUUCCAUCUUUUCCAAGCUGGUACCUUCAGGAUGUCUUGGCAUUUCAGUUUCAGGAUAGCUGCAUUUUUGAAGUGAUAAUUCCAACACACCUGGAGGGUAUUAAGUAGGGAAAGCUGUUUUUACUUAUAUUUGAAAUCUACCUCCCACCAAUAAUUUGUUCAAUCUUCUAGGAUACCAGAAGUCUGCUGUAGAUAUGUAUUUUUUAAUGUGUAACUUCAGAUUAAAUGUAUAAUUUCCUUCAAUCAGUAGGAAAUACAUUUUGUAGAUUAUACUUUAUGUUCCAUAAUAAACAAAUGUUUGUAUCUAAUUCAUGAACAAGGCACUGGUAAUAACACUACUAAUGGGUCUAAUGUACCCCAUCAAAUGCAAUCAAAUAUAUUGAAGAGUUUUGGAUUUGUGAAUCAAGUAUUCACUUUAUUUAUGAGAACAAAACAAAUGCACGUAAUGUCAGAUUUGAAUGAACUUUGUGGUUCCAUUCUGAAAAUUUUAAAUUUUUAAGUAGGUAGAGCUAGAUUUUUACACACUCUUCUAGUAACACUUGUGGGGAAGCCAAAAUAAUUAUAUACAUUUUUUACAUUGGCUUUUUGAAAUUAAGUCCUAUUCUAAUUAUGAAUUGUGCAAUAUAACAUCGUUGCUAUUUUAAUAAAGACUUCUGUACUAUUUCCUAUAACUUCUGGGAAAGUUAUGGCUCUUCAGCUGUUCUACGGGUAGUCCUUGACUUAUGACUAUCAUUGAGCUCAAAAUUUAUGUUGCUGAGAUAUUUGUUAAGUGAAUUUUGCCCCAUUUUAUGACCUUUCUUGCCACAGUUGUUAAAUGAAUCACUAUAGUUAUUAACUUAGUAACACAGUUGUUAAAUGAAUCUGCUUCCCCAUUUCCUGGUUGUCAGAAGGUCCAAAAGGUGAUCACAUGAUUCAGGACACUGCGAUGUUCAUAAGUACAAGUCGGUUGCCAAGCAUUUGAAUUUUGAUCACAUGUCCAUGGGGAUCCUAAGUUUGAAAAAUAGUCAUAAGUCAUUUUUUUUUCAGUGCUGUUAUAACUUUGAAUGGUCAUUAAAUGAACUGUUGCAAGUCAAGGACUACCUGCAUUGUAGCUCUUUUAACAUCCUCUAAUGUUGGCUGUGCUUUUAAAGGCUGCUGGGAGUUAAAAUUCAUCAACAGCUAAAAGACAAAAGCUUCUUCAUCAGCCUUGAUUUAACAUCUGUAGUGAUGAAUAUAACCCCUGCCUCAUAUUAUCUCUUAAAAUAAUUUUGAUCAUAUUUUAGAUUUAUGGUAGAUAUACUUGAUGUUAAAAUUUUAAUGUGAACUUAAUGCACUUUGUUGCAGUGCAUAGCUUAAUGCUUUUUCUAAAGAUGACAGUCUACUGAAUAGUAAUACUAAUGUAGAAAUUUUCCAUAGCUAAGCAGGUGUGGAGAAUGCUAAUAUGUAUAUAGCUGUAUUUUUAUAAUUUUUUAAAAUAAAAUGAAUAGCAGUGAUGUUUCUAAAAUAGACUGAAUAAA
This is a messenger RNA of Pseudonaja textilis, 5811 nucleotides long. It is a transcript of the gene PROSER1, whose product is annotated as proline and serine rich 1. Lineage: Eukaryota; Metazoa; Chordata; Lepidosauria; Squamata; Elapidae. The record is from RefSeq and is a predicted model, not a curated record.